AUGGCCGAGUUGGUUAUGGCGCCAGGGAUGUCUCAGUCACUGGCGUGGGUUCGAGUGAGUUCGCUGUCACUGAUUUCAUACAGUCGUUCUAAUUCAGUUCAGGGUAUUUUGAAUUCGCACAACUUCGGCACUGCUAGCCUGAUUGAGAAGCGCACGACAAACUUACGCAGCUUUCUUUCUAGCAAUAGCAUAACAACACAAAAGACGCUCUUGGUUGAGCGGAAAUAUCUAUUGUUCUGUCGUCCUCUGCAUCUCCUCGAUUACCUGGGUUCUGCGAAUUCCUACGGCUACGCAAUUCGCUUGGGUGAUUGCAGUGGGAACCACUACAAGCGCGGCAGUCUCGUUGGUUCUCUCACCAUCACUGCAUCAUGGUAUCACACCACCAAUAUCUUUUUUCGAAUCGAGCUCUUCUGCGCUUCUAUAAUGCCUUCACUCCUCAACCAAAUGGGCAUCUUUGCGGGGUUGGACAACAUUGAGAGAACGAAUAAAGGUGUGACCGCUAUGGUGAAGGGUCUCGCCGUGUCGAAGGUGAAGGAAGCCAAUAUCGAAGCAAAGGUUGCCGACCCCAAAGCAAAACUCCGCCCUGUUCUGCAUCCCGCGGUGCAUGUCGCAAGACAGAAAAUUAAGACACUCAAGGCCUUAAGCCAGUUUAGCUCCACAAUCAGCCUCGAGGCUCGAACCUUCUUCUACGCUAAUACUUGGUUCAGGGUCGUGCGACGUCACGACAGCUACAUACCCUUGUCGGCGAAGUUCCUCUUAGCUAUUCGACAGGAAGGCCGUGCAUCUCUCACAAAGCUAGAGCUACGUGGCGACGACUUCCGGAGUAAACCACGAACGGUCAAGCAAUUCCUUAGCAUCCUUACAAAGUGUACCAACUUACGCCAGCUAAAGAUGGACAUGGACUACGAACAGGUUUUCAUCAAUCCCCUACCAUCUAUCCGCGCCCUCCUGAGUGGGACUCAGCCUUUCGGCCCCGGCGACUCCAAGGAAUUUCUCGCCGUAUUCGCGAGCAUGUCAAACCUUGAGUGUCUGUGCUUGCGGGUCGUCCUCGGUAAGAGAGAAUGGCCUCUAAUGGGCUACUUGAUACGCACCGUAACAUACCGAGGAAAUAACCUUCUGGCAGAAAAGAUGAAGUGGGAAUUCGAGAGCGCUCUUCCGGAUGUCUUCCAUAAGCGGAACAAAAAAAUUCAGUCAGAUUUUCCUAAUCCUAAAGGGGUUAUGAAAACCCUCCCGCUUUCUUGCUUGAACCUGGAUACCCCAUAA
Molecule: messenger RNA, 1263 nt
Organism: Lindgomyces ingoldianus
Lineage: Eukaryota; Fungi; Ascomycota; Dothideomycetes; Pleosporales; Lindgomycetaceae
Exons: 9
Coding region: 1-1263 (420 amino acids)
Source: RefSeq, a predicted model, not a curated record